AUGCCUAAACUUAAAAUCUUGAUCCUUCAUUCAACAGCUGAUGAUCUAUCCAUCGUUAUCGAAAAAAUUCGCAAACUACAUUCAAAAUCCGGCCCCUUUGACAAUGUAAUUCUACUUGGGGAUAUCGAGAGCUGUAUCUAUGAUAUAGAUUUGAGUGGACUGCCACCAUUAGUAUCAUUUGGCCCCUUAUCAACAAGUGAUAAAGAGGGAUUACAAAAUGUUACCAUUUUACGAGGAUUUGGUGUUCAUGAGACACCUUCAGGAUUGCAGGUCGGUUUUAUCCAAUUCGAUGAUAAAGAAUUAGAACAGAACAGGUCAUUUAUUCUUGACAAAUUUAGCAAUCUUAAGGGACCAUUAGACAUUCUUAUUUCACGCCAGUGGAGCGAGUGCAUCGCAGACAGAGAGAGUACUACACUGGGGCAUGAAGUGAUUGAUAAAGUCAGUACAGAAUGUCAGCCGCAGUACCAUUUUUCAUACGAUGAUCCAGACCAUUUUUUCGAGCUGGAACCUUUCAUGUGGGAAACCAGCAAAAUAUACACAAGAUUCAUAAAUGUCCCAAGUUUCAAUUCAGGCAAAAAAUGGGCUUAUGCAUUCAAUAUUUAUACCGGCACUGAUUUAGACAGAUAUGUGAAACCUCCGAAUUUAAUAGAGAAUCCCUAUCGCAGUAAAAAACGUUCAUUGGAAGCGACCGCAACAGAUGAAUUGGCACAAAAAAAACUUAAGACAAUUCUACCCAGCAAUUGUCAUUUUUGCUUCACCAACCCAAAUGUGGAAGAUCAUAUGUUUAUAUCUAUCAGCAGUACUGCGUAUUUGACCAUUGCUAAAGGCCCUUUGUCAGUGCCCAGAGGUGAAAUGAACUUUUCUGGACAUUGUCUUCUUGUACCGAUUGAACAUAUACCGAAAGUUAAACUCAUCGAUGACGAUUCUCAAGCAGCAAAACUUUUAGAGGAUCUCAAUUCCUAUGAACGGAGUAUAGUCAAAAUGAACUAUAGAAAAUUUGAUAUGUCGACAGUUGUCUUUGAAAUACAUUCUGAUAACUCUAUCCAUUUUCAUAAGCAGCUAAUUCCAGUUCCUAAGUAUUUGAUAAUGAAAUUCAGCCAGGCUCUGGAUAGGCAGUUGUCUCUCAAUAACGAGAAAUAUUUGAAUAAUGGGAAAUUGGAUUUUAAGCUCUUCAAAUCGAAUAAAGACAAAGAAUAUAUAAGAAUUGCUGAUGACAGAAAGAAUAACUACUUGCAAUUCACUGUCUACCCAACAAAUGAGGCAGAACCAGAAGUUUAUUUAAGUUUAUUUGAGCCAAAUAAUAGGAUGGAUUUACAAUUCGGGAGAAGAGUCCUGGCAUUUCUGCUGCGACUACCGAAAAGAGUGAUUUGGAAUUCACCAAUAUGCAAACAGAGCAAAGAACAAGAAGAAAAAGAAGUCUUGCAAUUUCAAAAAAGUUAUGCGGAGUACGAUGUAGCCAAAUAA
This is a messenger RNA of Zygotorulaspora mrakii, 1464 nucleotides long. RefSeq names its product Drn1p (gene DRN1). Gene Ontology annotation, molecular function: RNA lariat debranching enzyme activator activity. The coding region runs from base 1 to 1464 and encodes 487 amino acids. Gene Ontology annotation, biological process: mRNA splicing, via spliceosome. The transcript has 2 exons. Lineage: Eukaryota; Fungi; Ascomycota; Saccharomycetes; Saccharomycetales; Saccharomycetaceae. Gene Ontology annotation, cellular component: post-mRNA release spliceosomal complex. The record is from RefSeq and is a predicted model, not a curated record.